Pyrenophora tritici-repentis Pt-1C-BFP is the source of this 1056-nucleotide messenger RNA. The record is from RefSeq and is a predicted model, not a curated record. NCBI's taxonomy places the organism in Eukaryota, Fungi, Ascomycota, Dothideomycetes, Pleosporales, Pleosporaceae.
AUGCUUUUCUUCUUCACAGUAUUCAUUUCUACCCUGUUCACAGGUGCCUACGGUAUCGGAAGCGCGAUACAAGGCACUGGAACCACUACUCGUCAGUGGUCAUGCUGCAAGAACUCCUGCUCGUGGCCCGGUAAAGCCCUCGUCGAUAAGCCAGUCUUGACCUGCGACGCGAGUGAUAAUCUUCUCGACAACUACAACAGACGUGAUGGGUGCGAUAGCGGAGGUGGAUCGUUCGAGUGCUCAGACCUCAGCCCUUGGGCUGCGAGUAACGAUCUAGCCUAUGGCUUUGCAGCCGUCAAUCUCGCAGCUUCGAACGAGAGUGCUUGGUGCUGCUCUUGCUACUCGCUGACGUUCACGUCCGGUCCCGUCAAUGGCAAGAAGAUGAUCGUUCAAGUGACCAGCACAGGCGACGACCUCGGAGACGACCAAUUCAACAUCGCCAUCCCAGGUGGCGGACAAGGCUCAACCAAGGGCUGUACCAAACAAUAUUCUAGCCAGGACAUAUGGGGCCAAGACUACGGCGGCGUCGCCCAUCGCGAUGACUGCGAUGCCCUUCCCACCAACCUACAAGCUGGAUGCUACUGGCGCUUCGACUGGUUCCGCGGCGCAGACAACCCAAGCAUAACUUGGGAAAAGACAAAGUGUCCAGGCUCUCUAUCUUCUGUAUCUGGAUGCCGACGUAACGACGACCCACUUCCAGGAAAGAACACGCCUACGCCUACUCCAACGACGUCUGCGCCCUUGUCUUCUGGUACCGUACAGCCAGGCGGCCAAUGCGGCGGAAAAUCUUACAAGGGACCUACACGCUGUGUGGGAGGUACCGUAUGCACAUACGUCGACGAGAACUCGUACUAUUGUCUUGCGGAUCCAGCCAGUACACGGACAACUCCUACAACGACGACAGCAGCUAGCGCUACGCCUACAAUUGGUCUUCCCUACGACCAAUGCGGAGGCAACGGCUGGACAGGACCUACAAGAUGUAAGGAUUCCGUAUGUGUACGCGUCGAUGAAUGGAUCAACGGCGUGUGUUCAGGGCUUGUUGUGCAUCAAGGUUGA